GACGAGUGAAGUUAUUCCUCCCUGCAGAAUAAUACAAUGUUACUGCAUAUGAAAGUGAGGUGUGUGUGACAUUGAGGAAUAAAUACACUCUUCUACAUCUACUGUGAAGGUGGUCCCAGAUAUACUCUUUAACUAUACUGAGAUUAAUUUUAUAUUCGCCUCGAUUUAAAACCCAGGAAUCCUUCCAUUUGUUUUCGCAGUAGGGCACGAUAGAACAUGGGAAACAUUAUAGAUGGAUAUUUGUUAUGGGUUGCAGAAAUGGGCACUGUGGACUUUUGGGUCUAGGUGAGAGUGGGGAAAACGUAAGAAACGCCGUUCCAUAACCCACCAAUUAAGUGACAGUAUAGCCACAAGAGGGGAGGGAUUUAUCCAAUGAGAAUGCCGUUUGUUACGAAGCGACAUUAUCUCUUCCGCAUGUGCCGAUACAACAACAUAAACGAGAAUAUGGAUGUGGAGAGUGGUAUUUGUCAGGGAAACGGGGACUCUGGGCCUAGUGAGUUACGCGUGAAGAUCCCCGAGGGGAUGCUGAAACGGGAACAGGAUAGGCUCGAGGACGUGGAGAGAAAGAAAGAGGUGAAAAAGAGCCAGUCUGUCACGGAGGAGAAGAGCGGGUUCUUCACCGCGACGUUCGGCAGCGAAAGGGCGGCUAUCGAGAAGUUACUGGCUGGUUGCUCGGAGGCUACUGACCGUGUCCUGGCCACCAAAACCUUGGAGGAGGUGACUACUAAAACACAACAGCUCCAGAAGUUUCUAAACGACAGCAUGGUGUUUUUACCGCAGUACGAGCUGAGACAGGCACAGAUGGCGCUCCAGAAACUACAUAACUCUCUGGCCGAGAAGAGAGAUGAGAUUCUCCCCAAGAAGAAGUUCGCCUUUAGGUCGCGUGCAGCAAAUACACCCAAAGUAGAUCCACCUGUCGCGGAACCAGCGUCACCUGUAACGCCUAAGGAUUCUGGCCGAAUUAAAGUGGAUGGAGCCAUAAGCCCCCCAGAGCAGUGCGGCUUCUCCCACUUUGAGUCCCAGGUGCUGACCAAGACAGCGGAGGAGAUCAAACAACAGGAUGUUCUCCUGACCCACCUGACCAAUUGCAAGGUCAGACUCCUGGGAUCCCCAAGCACCGUCCACAUCAAACACGUCCAGAACUGUGAGAUCUUCUCUGGGCCGGUCUCCAGCUCUGUAUUCGUCGACCACUGCACCGGCAGCACCCUCUCCUUCCCCUGCCAGCAGCUACGGACUCACCACACUACUGACACACAGGUCUAUCUGCAUGUCACCAGCCGCGCCAUCAUAGAGGACUGCCAAGGGGUGCGCUUCGCCCCCUUUGCCUGGUCCUACCCAGGUCUGGACCUGGACUUUAAGGUGUCUGGUCUGGACCGGGAGAGGAACAACUGGAACCAGGUGGAUGAUUUUAACUGGCUGGCCAUAGGGACCCAAUCACCUAACUGGUGUGUCAUCCCAGAAGCUGAGAGAAGAACUGAAUGGGACUCCUAGAGACAUAAAUAAAGAGCCUGUCAAUCAAACAAAUGAAGUGUUUUCUUAUUUUCUAGAAUUUAUGUUGUUGACUUCAACAAUCACUCAGUCCUGAUGUCCUGACAGGGUUGACUGUAUGUGUAUUUUAUAUAUAUAUAUAUCCUUUAUAUAUUUAUUUUAUGUGUGUGUUUACUCAUUGCUGCUUUCUCACUACCCUACUCUGAGCAGUACAAUUAGAACGUUAACCACAGGUAAUGUCACUAACACAGUUUGUUACAUGUUCAUUUAUUCAGAAAGGACCACCUUAGUUUGUAAAAAAAA
Messenger RNA from Oncorhynchus mykiss (rainbow trout), 1791 nucleotides. Its product is annotated as tubulin-specific chaperone C. Gene Ontology annotation, cellular component: cytoplasm. Gene Ontology annotation, biological process: tubulin complex assembly; post-chaperonin tubulin folding pathway. Gene Ontology annotation, molecular function: tubulin binding. Lineage: Eukaryota; Metazoa; Chordata; Actinopteri; Salmoniformes; Salmonidae. The record is from RefSeq and is a predicted model, not a curated record.